Molecule: messenger RNA, 877 nt
Organism: Larimichthys crocea (large yellow croaker)
Lineage: Eukaryota; Metazoa; Chordata; Actinopteri; Sciaenidae
Product: transcription factor Sox-14
Exons: 1
Coding region: 31-735 (234 amino acids)
Biological process (GO): positive regulation of transcription by RNA polymerase II; neuron differentiation; negative regulation of transcription by RNA polymerase II
Cellular component (GO): nucleus
Molecular function (GO): DNA-binding transcription activator activity, RNA polymerase II-specific; RNA polymerase II cis-regulatory region sequence-specific DNA binding
Source: RefSeq, a predicted model, not a curated record
GUGUUUUUAAUUAAUGUGUCACUUUCUGAUAUGGCAAAACCUUUAGAUCACAUCAAAAGACCCAUGAAUGCGUUCAUGGUGUGGUCCAGAGGCCAGAGGAGGAAAAUGGCCCAGGAAAACCCAAAGAUGCACAACUCUGAAAUCAGCAAGAGACUCGGCGCGGAGUGGAAACUGCUCUCCGACUCCGAGAAACGUCCGUACAUCGACGAGGCCAAGAGGCUGCGGGCUCAGCACAUGAAGGAGCAUCCGGACUACAAGUACAGACCCCGGCGGAAACCCAAGACUCUCCUGAAGAGGGACCGUUUCCUUUUCCCGCUGCCGUCUUUACUCGGGGACGCGGCGGAGCAUUUGAAGGGAUUUUCCAUGGACUCCUUUCUUGUCCCCGGGGAUAAAACCAGAGCUCUCUUCGCUCCCGCCUCCUCCUCCUCCACCUCUUUCUCGCUCCUGGAGCCCGUGGCGCAGUUCAGCACCGGCGCUGUCCAGCGGAUGACGGACAUACCGCACACUCUAGCCGCCGGCGCUCUGCCCUUCAGCGCGCACACGUUUGGAUACCAGACUGGAGGGUUUGGGGGUCUGGCUUGCCACGGACAGCACACCCACACCCACCCGUCACCCUCUAGCCCGGGGUACGUGGUUCCGUGUAACUGUAGCGCCUGGUCUGCUGCCAGUUUACAGCCUCAGGUGGCCUAUAUCCUCUUCCCUGGAGGGAUGGCCAAGAGCGGCAUGGACUCGUAAACUUCAGCGAGCUCCAGUGUGUGACAGACACGGGAAAAGUUUGCGCACAGGACGUUCACAUGUAAUAUCACAAAAGAAUAAGAACUAAGCUACAAUACCGAAAAAAACGAAAAUCACAGGCGAGUGUCUCCGCAGAUAUUAA